AUGGGACAAAAAGGAGGAAGUGAUGCAUUUGUUUCCCAAGGUUUUGAUACCUGGAAUAAAAAGAUGCAUUUCAGACUCAUGUGGGUGGUAUUGAUAGUUUUUGACAACAAAGCAAGAGAAAAGUGUGAUUUUUUAAUGAGGGAAAAACAAGUUAUUAAUGUAGUUUUGAGGAGGCAAACCGAAGCAGAGGACCAUAAAUAUAAAGCUCAAUUACACAUUUCUAUUAUUGUUUUUAGACUUUUAUUGAAAACCGGUUUACCGUUUCGUGGUCAUGAUGAGUCAGUGAACUCGGAAAAUAGAGGGCUUUACAUUGAAGUGUUAAAAGCCAUUCGAGAGACUAGUGAAGAUAUUUUCAUCAAUACUUUAGAAAAUGCUCCUAAAAACAAUCAACUAAUUUCCCCUAAAAUUCAAAAAGAACUUGUGCAAUGUUUUGCACAAGAAGUACUUUUGAGUAUUCGUGAAGAGAUUGGUGAAGAUGUUUUUGCUUUCCUAGUUGAUGAAUCUAGUGAUGUUUCAAAAAUGGAACAAAUGACUAUUGUUUUGCGUUAUGUCGAUAGUCUUGGCUUUGUGAAAGAAAGAUUCAUAGGACUAGUGCACGUGAAUGAUACAUCAUCUUUGACACUCAAAAACGCCAUAAAUGAAAAAAGACUUACAAGAGAGCAAGUAAGAGAAAGGGUGCAAAAAGGCUUGUAUAGUGGUGAACUUGAAACCGGAAGAGGGUUAAAUCAAGAGGCUACACUUGUUCGAGUGGGAGAAACAAGAUGGGAUUCACAUUUCAACACACUCACGAUUUUGAUGAAGUUGUUUGCGGAUGUUCUUGUAGUUUUAGAUUUUGUGAAAAAGGAGGGAGGGUCAUUGGCAAAUCGUCAACAAGCAUCUGGAAUCUUAGCAUAUUUUAAAUCAUAUGAGUUUGUGUUUUACUUACAUAUGAUGUAUGACAUUUUACACCUCACAGGUACAUUGUCAAAGCAACUUCAAAGAAAAGAUCUAGACAUUUUAGAAGCAACUUCGAUGGUUAAAGGGACAAUGGAGGCAUUGCAAUCUUUUAGAAACAUAGGGUUUGCUAGCAUUUUUUCAUAA
Lactuca sativa (garden lettuce) is the source of this 1080-nucleotide messenger RNA. RefSeq lists its product as uncharacterized. The record is from RefSeq and is a predicted model, not a curated record. Lineage: Eukaryota; Viridiplantae; Streptophyta; Magnoliopsida; Asterales; Asteraceae.